Messenger RNA from Pristis pectinata (smalltooth sawfish), 4295 nucleotides. RefSeq names its product required for meiotic nuclear division 5 homolog B (gene rmnd5b). Gene Ontology annotation, molecular function: ubiquitin protein ligase activity; protein binding. Bases 226 to 1404 code for a protein of 392 amino acids. Gene Ontology annotation, biological process: proteasome-mediated ubiquitin-dependent protein catabolic process. The record is from RefSeq and is a predicted model, not a curated record. Lineage: Eukaryota; Metazoa; Chordata; Chondrichthyes; Rhinopristiformes; Pristidae. Gene Ontology annotation, cellular component: cytoplasm; GID complex; nucleus. The transcript is spliced from 9 exons.
CCCCCCCCCCCGUGUUGCAUUCUGCCGCCUUGAAUCUCAUACUGAAGGGUUUAUUGCUUUGUUUCUGUCAUUCCCUGAUACUGUUGGUCUGUCUGCAAGGGUUUUGUCCUGACCCUGCGUUUGUGUUUUCUGCACCUAGUGUGGGUUCAUUUGUAGGUUCUGCUGGCUGCCUCCAAGGUACCCCAGCCCUGCCUGUGUGUGUCUGUCCCACUGUGUCUCUGCCCCAUGGACCAGUGUGUGUGUGUGGAGCGGGAGCUGGAAAAGGUGCUGCACAAGUUCCUGAUGUAUGGGCAGCACUGUGACCGCAGCCUGGAGGAACUGCUACAUUAUGUCAGUGGCCUCCGACAGGAGCUUUCCAAUACAGGCCACCUUGAUUCACAGUUGUCAGCAACACUGUCACUAGUUAUGUCACAGUGUUGUAAGAAGAUAAAGGACACUGUUCAGAAGCUGGCAUUGGAUCAUAAAGAUAUCCACGGCAGUGUUUCCAAAGUAGGGAAGGCCAUCGACAGGAACUUCGACACGGAUGUGAGUGGAGUCGGGGUGGAAGGUGUCUGGGAUUUGCAUGAGAAGCAGCAGUUCUUGAGCGAGGCUGUGGUGGAGCACUUGUACAGACAAGGGUUGUUGAAUGUCGCGGAAGAGCUGUGCCAGGAAUCUGGAAUAUGUAUUGACCUCUGUCAGAAGGAACCCUUUCUAGAGUUGAACAGGAUCCUGGAGGCACUGCGGGUGCGAGAUUUGAGGCCAGCACUGGAGUGGGCCAUGGCAAACCGGGACAGGCUGUUGGCUUUGAACAGCACGUUGGAGUUCAAAUUGCACAGGUUGUAUUUCAUAAGCCUACUGACUGGCGGCAUCAUCAACCAAAUUGAGGCACUGGAAUAUGCCAAGAACUUUCAGCCCUUUGCACAACAACAUCAAAGAGACAUCCAAGUGUUGAUGGGAAGCCUGGUUUACCUGCGGCAUGGCAUUGCAAACUCCCCAUACCUCCAUCUGCUGGAUUCAAAUCAGUGGGCAGACAUCUGUGACAUCUUCACCAGAGAUGCCUGUGCCCUCCUCGGUCUUUCAGUUGAGUCCCCUCUCAGCGUCAGCUUUUCUGCUGGAUGUCUGGCAUUACCGGUUCUGCUGAAUAUCAAGGCAGUAAUUGAACAGCGACAAUGCACAGGGAUAUGGAGCCAAAAGGACGAGCUUCCGAUUGAGAUUGAGCUGGGGAAGAAGUGCUGGUACCACUCUGUGUUCGCCUGCCCCAUCCUCCGACAGCAAGCUACUGAAUCCAACCCUCCGAUGAAACUGAUCUGCGGCCACGUGAUCUCCAGAGAUGCGUUGAACAAACUGAUAAACGGUGGGAAAUUAAAGUGCCCCUAUUGUCCAAUGGAACAAGCUCCCUCUGACGCAAAGCAGAUCUAUUUCUGAAGACCAUAUUUGAGCUCAGUGGACAUUGUGCCUAUCUGUUGGAGAAGAGCUGUUACUAGGGUGUGUCUGUAUAAUUGUGACCAGCCUAGCCCGCUAGAUGGUGUGAAUGUGACUUGCCCUGAUGGGGCUAAAGGGGAUUGUAGCCGACGUUUCUUGAUGGUUCCCUGCUCACCCAGCUGCUGUGGGAUCUGCACUUCGUUUGCACUAGUCUAGAACCUGGAUUAGCCAUUAAGUCCUAUCUAACUUUUUUUUUGUCCCACUUGCAAAUGCUUAGCAAAUAUCAGGUAGCUUAAGUACAAUUACUGUUGCCAUUUGAUAUCGGCAGCACCCAUUAUAAACAGUUUGCUGUGGAGUAGUUCCCUGCCAGUGGUGGUCCAGUGGAUUAAUUAACUGCUGUACAUACAUUUACACUAUUCACUAUGAUAAAGUUGAAUGGUAUGUACGUUUUUUUGAGUUCACCUUGUUCCAUUUUUUUGUCGCUGCUCAGUUUGGGAAUGUCGAUCACAGAUGCCUUUAUCCCCCAUUCCCUUCUUCCCUCCCCCACCAGCAUCACUAACCCCAGUUUGGGGAGACGUGCAUUGCAGUGCUAUUCAAAGCUAGUGAGCAUUACAAACUUUUAGGAUAUUGAAAUUUCACAAGGCUCUCUUGAUAUUUCUGAGUGGUUUGGAGAGCAUGGCUUGGUAAUGGAGCUGGAGCUGUGGAUUAUACCUGAUCCAUCUCUUGUAUUCCCUGAAAUCGGUCACCAAGUGCGAGCAAGGUGAAGCCCACCAAUGUAACUCCUUCCCUUCACACGUAGACCUAUAAUACAUAUCAAACCCCCUUUCCUUGGUCUUUAUGGACUGUGGUGAUGACAUUUGACAAUAACUUGCAGCACAUUUUGAAUCCUAAGUCUUGGAAAAACUGAUUUGUCUCUCUAUUCCUGUUACUUUCGUCAGCAGCAGUUUCAUAUAAUUAACUCGGUAGAAUUAAUUCAAUAUAGAAUUAUUUUGCUCUGAGACUCCCACUGCAACUCACUGAACAUAUUGGUCAAACUAUGCAGUAAAUCCCAAGUUUUAGAUAUGUUCCCAUUUAUAACCAGGGCUAAAGUAGGAGAACUGUUGUGUUCUGAAGCUGGGAGACGAGGGAAGUUACUUGGUAUUCUCAUUCUUUAUCCAGCUUGAGAUGUUGGUCAGGGCGUCAGGGUGCCUGUGACACCCAUCCUAGUUGUUGAGUUUGCCUAUUGUGUUGUCUGGGGUCUCUUAUGCAGACUAGCAGUUCGUGCAUGUGCAAGAGAUCUGCUAGUGCCCCAUGUAACCAUUCCCCAGCUGCAACCCCAACUUGGGAGGGGAGGGUGCAUUGUAAUUGUACUGCUUCCUUGACUGUAGGUGUGAAUACCCCGAGAAGAGACUAGGGUGGGGUAUGGUGUUGGAGCGGGGAGUCACUCCAGCUGUGACGGCUAUUCAGUGUUUUUCAGAAAUUAGCUUUUAAAUUUGAUGUUUUAUUUAUAAGUCUACUUUAUCUUUUUUAUAACUAUUCCUGAUUUGGUUGUUAUAUGUCCCUGUUAACUGUGCCAUUGCAGAUAGUUGUUUUCCAUGACAUAGCACCAUAAUUUCCUCUUGCACUGGUUUUACAUAUUGGCGUACUGACAAGUCAGUCGUGACCUACAAUACGUUGAUUGUAACUAUGCAUCUUGGGUUGGGGGGGGGGGAAGAAAGUGCUUGGUUGUUUAUCAUUUGUUUCAGAAAGUCCAGUUACCCGUUAAUUAUAAACCUGUUGUCCCUAAAAGCAGCAGCACUAACUGUUCUUCGUGAAGCAUGCAUUAAAUCCCAGAUAAUUGGUCACCAUGCAAUGGUUUGAUCGGCAGUUUCAUAGAAUGGGAGUGAAGAUGAAUCAAUUUGAUCAAGAAGGUUAAGUAAAGGUCAAACUCUGCGUCAGACAAAUGGCAUUGAGCAGAAACUCCAGUAGAUGAAAACCUUUCCCCCUCUACCAUUCUCAUAAGAAGCUGAAGGAACCUCCUGCACUUCUUUUUUUUUUGUCCUCUGAAUAUUUUUACCAGAUAUUAACUUAGAAGAAUGUCCUACAAAGAAGGCUUCCUUCUAUGUAAUGUCCAUCCCUGUGGAUAAGUAAAUUGGGUCCUGCUCACCUCCCCCACAAUAGCAGUGCUGAGAAGAUGGGCAGCAGAGGUAGAAAUCAAUGAUUUGACUAGGAUAAAUAGCAUAAGAUGGGAGGUUUCAGCACACAUUAGGGUUUCCCUAGGUUAUGAAAUGUAACCUGAAUGUAAAGUGCUCAACAUCAUUGUCAACAAUGUCUAAAGCCUUCAAAAGUAUUAAAAUAUAACCAUCUCGAGUGUCAGAAUCAAUUGUGAUGGACAAGGAUGUGCAACCCAGGCUUGGCUGCAAUGGAUUCAGUAGCGAUGCCCAACAUGCAUGCACAGUUUGUAGAGAGAUGAUGAGUUUAAUAGUGGAUAGCAUGGUUGCUAAACAAAUUUAUGGAUGGCAAGUCCUGCAAAAUGUGGGGAACGUGGUUCUUAAACUAUGCUCGGAGUUUUUAAUUGGAAGGAGUGGGUAAAUUUUCCUCUGGCAUUUCUGAAACAUCACAAUCACUAGGGUGGUAAGUGACCAUCCCUCACCACAUUCUUGCUUUUUUUUUGGAUGGUGUAUAAAUACAAAACAAAACCUGGAAGAAUGCACCAUUUCAUGAGCUGUAAUUUUAAUGCCCUAGCUUGCUUGUCACAAGUCGUCCCAAAAAGCCAGAAGAAUGCAAAGGAAAGGUCAUGGAAUACCCUGCAAUCAGCAGUUUGGGGAGCUUGGUGCCCUGAUGAUUUUAGACUGUUACGUGACUUUAAUUUUGUUGCCCAUAAUAUAAUUUAUGUUAUAUAACAGAUGUUUAAUAAAUAUGUUGAAGUGCUUGAA